Messenger RNA from Oxyura jamaicensis (ruddy duck), 1447 nucleotides. RefSeq names its product TSR3 ribosome maturation factor (gene TSR3). Gene Ontology annotation, molecular function: rRNA small subunit aminocarboxypropyltransferase activity. The coding region runs from base 531 to 1418 and encodes 295 amino acids. Lineage: Eukaryota; Metazoa; Chordata; Aves; Anseriformes; Anatidae. The transcript is spliced from 6 exons. The record is from RefSeq and is a predicted model, not a curated record. Gene Ontology annotation, biological process: maturation of SSU-rRNA.
GGGGGCAUCUUUGGCUGCAGCCGAUUUGUCUGAGGCAAGAAGGGGUUAUUCAACCUUUCAAAAGAACGACAGUUACAAGCUUAAGACUGCGUUACCCUCCGGCUGUUCCUUCACCCGCACCGCGAGCGGCGUUCCCUCCUCGCGGCCCCCGGGCGGGUCGGCAGAGCGGCCCCGGCCCGCCUGGUGCUCCGCCGGGGCAGGGCGCGGGCUGCCGCGCAGCGAGCAGCAGAACGACCCGAGCCCACCAGGUCCGGGUGGGCCGCGGCGAACGACAUGCACGCACCCGAACGUAUUUGGCUCCUCUACGACCUUCAUCUUGCCCGCCACGGCGAGGAGACCUGCCGAGCAGAGAACGGUUAGCGGGCAGAGGUGGGGCGGAUGAGCCAACCGGCGAGCCGCCCGCGCCCUCACCCAGCGCCGCGCCCACCACCGCCCGCAGCAGUCGGGCAGCCGCCAUCGUCGCCUCCGCCGGAAACGGAAGCGCGCGCCGCCGCCGCCGCCGAGCGGCCGCUCCGCCCAGCCGCGGAAGAAUGAGGCGAGGCAGGCGUUCGCCGCGGCCCGCUGGUGCCUCUGCCCCGCCAAGGGGCGGGCGGCGCGGCACUCGCAGCCUCGACACCUUCGCUGCGGAAGCGGAGGUCGCGCUGAGAGCUUGCCUGGAGGGAGAGCGAGGGGCUGAGGGGGAGACCCGGGAGGCGAAGUUCCCGUGCCCGCUUGCCAUGUGGGAGCUUGGACACUGCGAUCCCAAGAAAUGCACCGGGAGGAAAUUGGCCCGAAAAGGGUUGCUCCGAACCCUGCGCGUCAGCCAGAGAUUCCCAGGCCUCGUCCUCAGCCCUCUAGCUACCGUAUAUGUUUCUCCAGCCGACAGGCAUGUGAUUGCUCAGAAUGGAAUUGCAGUCAUAGAUUGCUCAUGGGCUAAAUUAGAAGAAACUCCCUUUAAGAGAAUGAGAGGAAGUCAUCUACGGCUGCUGCCUUACCUGGUGGCUGCAAAUCCUGUAAACUAUGGCCGGCCAUGCAAGCUAUCUUGUGUGGAAGCUUUUGCUGCAGCUUUUUGCAUUGCUGGAUUUCCAGACCUAGCCACCCUUCUUCUAAGGAAAUUUAAAUGGGGGAAGGCAUUUAUUGACUUGAACAAAAAUCUCUUGGAAAAAUAUGCAGCUUGUCAUUGCCAGGAAGAAGUGCUCGGGGUUGAAAAGGAUUUUUUAACCAGUGUCCAAGAAACAAGAGAAGAAGAAAUAGAUCCAUUUGAUGUUGACUCAGGAAAAGAAUUUUCUAAUCCCAAUAGACCAAUCAGUUCCCCAGGAAUAGAAGAAAGUAAUGAAGAAUCUGAGGACGACAGUGUGAGCACUCCAGAUGAUGUCAGUGAGAGCAGUAAUGAGAGCAGUCCUGAAGAAGAUGGUACUGGAAAGUUUCUGCAACUGUAGCCAAUAAAACUAUUUGAAAAGUUUAUAUA